Molecule: messenger RNA, 636 nt
Organism: Fusarium graminearum PH-1
Lineage: Eukaryota; Fungi; Ascomycota; Sordariomycetes; Hypocreales; Nectriaceae
Exons: 3
Coding region: 1-636 (211 amino acids)
Source: RefSeq, a predicted model, not a curated record
AUGAAUCUUUCAGGCAUGCAGAGGGCUCGAAAUAAAGUUAAUGCUCGCAGUGGAAGGGAGCAGAUCUUUGUCAUUGACGACUACCGUUCAAUGGAACCGUACAAGACAGAGGUUGCCAUGACUGCCCGAGUCAUUAGCUAUACUGUCAAAGUAUCGGACAAAAACGGGAUGGAUCUCUAUUUUACUUCCGAUUCAGUCAAGCAUCAAAGUUCAGAGAACAGCUCAUAUAUCGAGGACAGUAUCAAAAACAAGCGGACAGUCAGUGGAUUCUGCGACAUGAAGAAAUGUCUUAAAGACGUUAUGGAAGUGGUGGAAGAUUCAGGAAUGAAGCCGACAAGCAUCUAUAUUUUCACCGAUGGAUUUUGGGAUCCAGAACAUGAUCCUGAAGUUGAUGAAGUUAUUCGCGAUUCCAUCGAACUCUUGGUUAAGAACGGAAAGGAGCCAGAAGAUCUUAUGUUUCAAUUCAUUCAGUUCGGCGACAACAACACAGGAUACUCACACUUGAAGUAUCUUGACGAUGGCUGCACAGUGAUGAAAAAAGGCGUGAAGUAUGACAUUGUCGAUACGAAGCACUGGAAAGACCAUGUUCCACGAAUUAUCAUCGGCAGUCUUGAUCGCCAUAAUGACGAUGACUGA